This is a messenger RNA of Priapulus caudatus, 677 nucleotides long. Its product is annotated as Golgi apparatus membrane protein TVP23 homolog A-like. The record is from RefSeq and is a predicted model, not a curated record. Gene Ontology annotation, cellular component: Golgi membrane. The coding region runs from base 57 to 677 and encodes 206 amino acids. The transcript has 6 exons. Gene Ontology annotation, biological process: protein secretion; vesicle-mediated transport. NCBI's taxonomy places the organism in Eukaryota, Metazoa, Priapulida, Priapulimorpha, Priapulimorphida, Priapulidae.
UUGAUAAAAUAGUUCUCCGCUUUCACAACAGACGGCAUCUGUACCACGUCGGCAACAUGGCAACAAAUACCAGAGACAGACAAGGUCUGUUGGAUGACACUGAAGACGUGGCUCUAGAAUUCGGCGCUGAGGAUGACCCGGUAUCCAGACGUAAAUUCAAGCACCCGCUCGUCUCGUUCUUCCAGCUCGCGUUUCGCACGGCCGCGAUCGUCGCCUACCUCUUCUGCGGCUGGUUCAGCAACAGCUUCGUUCUCAGCUUCGUCGUCAUCGUCGUGCUCCUCGCGCUCGACUUCUGGACGGUGAAGAACGUCAGCGGUCGUCUGCUCGCCGGCCUGCGCUGGUGGAACUACGUCGACGACGACGGCAAGAGCCACUGGGUGUACGAGGCGAGCAAGAACAAGAGCACGUCUAAGUACACGCUGGCCGAGUCGCGUCUCUUCUGGCUCUCGCUCGUCAUCUUCCCGAUCAUCUGGUGCGUGUUCUUCUUUAGCACCCUCGUGGGCCUCAAGUUCCAGUGGUUUAUGGUGGUGUGUGUGAGUCUCGUGCUGCAGGGGGCGAACCUGCACGGAUACAUUCGCUGCAAGGUCGGCGCGAAGCAGAAGCUGUCGUCUGUAGCUGCCAGCUUCCUCGGCCAGCAGGUGCUGAGAAACGUGGCGCGGGAGGCGGCGCGACAAUAA